AUGUUGCUUUCUGCCAAUUGGUUUCUUACGCUCUUUCUGUGGCUCGGCUGCGGGGGAUUCCCCUCCCUAAACGGAGCCGAUCUCUGCCAGCCCAUAGGUUGGCGCAAUUUCCAGUGCAGCGAGGUGGCCUCCUUGCAGGAUCUGGUGGAUCUAGGAGCCGAGAACUGGCACAUACUCUCCAUCCGGAAUUUGCAAACGGAACUGGAGGUGGGCUCAGGUGAGAAUGCAGAUCACUUGGCCAACUUAGUCGAACUGGAUUUAACAGCAGCAGCUCCAAUAAAUAUUCAUACCAGCGGCUUUUCCAUUCUGCCCAAUCUGCGGAACCUUAACCUCAGCGGGUGCGGUCUCGUUGACAUCCAGGGAAACCACUUUGCGGCUGAGUCAGCGCUUCAGCGGCUCGAUUUAAGCCACAAUGAAAUGGAGCUUCUCGACCGGGACUUUUUUGGCAAUCUGAGGAAGUUGAUUUAUGCGAAUUUUUCGCAUAAUGCCCUGAAGCAAUGCGAUCUGCCCCAUAUGCCACUGCUCAAUCGCCUGGAACUGGGCCACAAUCGCUUGGUUAAUGCCACCUUUGGGGUCUGUCCACAGCUGCAGGAAUUGAUUUUAAAUAACAACCAAUUAGCACAGUUGGACGUGAACGCCUUUCGUGGACUCCAUGGCCUAUUGGAGCUGCAGCUAAGCGACAACAGGUUGAGCUCCAUUGGCCAGGAAACCUUUCUGCCGCUCUCCCAACUGCGAGUUUUAAACCUCUCACGAAAUGCCCUCGAUGCACUGCGUCCGAGUGUGUUUGGAGCAAUCCAAAACUUUGUGCUGCAUCUGCAGCAGUUGGAUCUAUCCGGGAAUCGCAUCCGCCUGCUCUUCGACAACCAAUUUCGUGUUCUGGCCAGACUGCAAAUGCUGGAUGUUUCGCGGAACAGUAUAGCCAGCCUGAGUGCAGGUCACUUUGUGGGUUUAGGUGCGCUACGCAAACUUUACCUGCAGUAUAAUGCUAUCUUAGAGAUCAAGUCAAGUACCUUUGCUGCCCUCGUUAACUUGGACACAUUGGAUCUGUCCUACAACAACCUGGAGUUCUUCGAGGAACAGAUCUUUGGCAGCAACACCUUGACGCGCAUGAGGAGACUAAACUUAAAUGGCAAUCAUAUGAAGCACCUGCAUCCAUUGGCCUUCUCAUCAAUGCCAUUUAUGGAAUACCUGAAGCUGGGUCACAACGAACUAAAAUCCCUGGAUGUGCGCAUGUUUGCCCCCAUGCGACGUCUUCAGAAGCUACAUUUAGGCCACAAUCUGCUGGAAGAGAUCAACCUGGACGUUCUGGAGAGCCUCAGUAGCGUCCAGGAGAUCCUGGUGGACAACAACCGACUCACCUUUCUGUCCAAAGUGAAUGUGAGCUUUCCCAAUCUGAAACGAGUGGCCAUCGAGGGUAAUCCUUGGCAGUGUCCGUGCUUUGUGAAGCUGCAACAUUGGUUGGCGACCAGGGAUGUUGUCUAUCUCCGCGAUAACACGGGCUACUACAAGGGUGAACGACCCCUAUGCAUAGUGACCAGUGUGGAUUAUUGCAUCCAGAAUUUGCAAGCAGUACGUCGUCUGGGAAUUCUCGGUGAUUUCCAGGGCGAGCAGGUGGAGGCGGAUGCCUUUGAUGACGAUGCCAGUGCAGCACAAGACUGAUAAUUGUACGAUUUCUAUAAUUAUUAUAAGCGUUCAAUAUAUUCUAACAAAUUUUCCUAGAGUGUAACUGACUAAAUAAAAAGGUGCCAAAUUUUAAACUCCCUAAAAGAUACCGACUUUUCUAUCAUUUCAUAUUUUCAGCCCAAUGUUAUGCUACUACCCGAAAAUACUCUGCUUUUCACAUCACAUUAAAGUGAGCCACAAAAAACGCUCUUAAAUUUAAACAAAAACAUUUUAAAUAUAACGCAGAAUUGCACAAAUAGACAUUUUCAGACACGGACAUUUUGAAGAUAUAUUGGAUCGAUUUAUCAUCUUGCGGGCAUAUUCAUGAUUCCAGCGUCUCGAAUGGGUUUUAAUUUACAAUUAAA
Molecule: messenger RNA, 2027 nt
Organism: Drosophila rhopaloa
Lineage: Eukaryota; Metazoa; Arthropoda; Insecta; Diptera; Drosophilidae
Product: insulin-like growth factor-binding protein complex acid labile subunit
Exons: 3
Coding region: 1-1659 (552 amino acids)
Molecular function (GO): protein binding
Source: RefSeq, a predicted model, not a curated record